Linum tenue is the source of this 570-nucleotide messenger RNA. The record is from the annotation of a GenBank genome assembly. NCBI's taxonomy places the organism in Eukaryota, Viridiplantae, Streptophyta, Magnoliopsida, Malpighiales, Linaceae.
UGUACAUGUACGUUUCUUCCUACCUAUGGUCUCCCAUGUAGAUGUUCCAUUCAGUUAGCACGACGUGAAAAUCGGGAUUUCGCCUUGUAUGAUGUGUUGCCAUUCUGGACCGUUAUCAACUAUCGUGAACCUCCUACUCGGCCGGAGUGGGAUGACCAUAGUGAUUACCACCGUGGUGUGUUCCAAGGUCUAGUACAGGAGGUUCUUGAUAGAGGCGACGAGACCAUUCGAGGUGCAAUCGGCCUACUCCGGAGCCAUCUUCAUCCUGAAAAUGAUGGCAUUGAUGAACCGCAUGGGGGACAGCCCCGCCCCGGUCGCCCAAGGACGUCCACCACUCGAAACCUGUCUCACUUCGAGCAUGUGGAGAGGAGACGAGGGAGGAGAAGUUCAAGACUUCCGACUGCAACUCCGGACAAUGAUGGAAAUACAGGUGGUGCCCCGAAUGUGAAUGCACAAACCAACUUCGAGGAUGAGACGGAGCCGAUCCAUAAUGAUACAGAUGGUGCACCGAAUGGGAAUGCACAAACCAACUUCGAGAAUGGGACGGAGCCGGUGAUCCAUAAUGAUACA